AUGAAGUCGCAUUCCCCCCGCAAGACUUUGGAUGGCUCGAGAAGGAGAAGUUCCGUUACUGCAGGGCACCGUACGAGCGUCGGCAGCGGGAUUCCUAGGGUCCAGUCUCGAAUUGCACUAGCACGCGCAUCCACCACACAACCCGCGUACGACUUCAUGACUGGGGAAUCAUUGGCGUCGCGCCCCCCAUCAAGAGACAGCUUCCGACGAUCAACUCGAAUGCCUUCGGCCGAGCCGCUGAAUAAGUCAGUCACUGAAUCAGAGCAAGACCGAAACAAGCGCCAGCGGGAACUGGACGAACUCAAAGCCGAGUUGAAGACUCUACAAUACACUAUUGAUAAUCACAAGCAAGAGGAAGAGCUUGCGAAGUUAAGACAUGAAAGUGAGCUCCGAGACGCUCGGCGGAAAGCCGAAGAGGAUUUCAAGAAGAGGCAGGCGGCAGAGUCUGAAAAGACAAAGGCAUUGCGACAAUAUGAGUCCUUACUCGAGGAAGUUACUGAGGGUAGAGAUAUCGCAAGUAACGAAAAGGCUACACUCGAGAGACGACUUCGGGAGAUCGAGGAGAGCAAGCGGAUUCUGGAGGAGGAAGUAGAAGAUAUCAAGAACGAGCGAGAAGAGAGCAUUCGUGGGAUUGGAAGGAGAACUGCGGAGCUCCAAACUCGGAAUGAGACCCUCCAGCGGACCGUGGAAGAUUUGCAGCAGGAUUCGGAUAGGAGGGAGGCGCUACUGCAGGAUGUCCAACAACAGCUGUCGAGCAAAGAGACAGUAAUCGGCAAUCUUGAGGCAGAGGUUCUACGGCUGAAGGCACAAACGGGGGAUGCAGACACACUGGCGAUUAUUAAGAGGGAACUCAGCGAGCAGGUCACACACAUCCGGACUCUAGAAGCCACGAACAGAGAACAGGCUGCGGAAUUAAAACAUUUCAAGAGGCUUCACAAGAGCGUUGAAGUAGUGGAGGAGGAGAAGAGAUCUCUUCAGAGAAAGCUCGAUGCGAUGGAGGGAUUGGAGAACGAGCUAGGGGAGGCUAGGAUUCAGCGACAGAGACUAGAAGAUGAGCGCCUGGCAUGGACUGCCUAUCUUAAGAGCGAAGCUAGCCCAGAUGGUGAGCUCGAGUUUGACUCUCCAGAGGAAUUGGCGAGAGCUCUGAUUGCAGAGCGGCUACGAACUGCCACCUUGGUUGAACGUGUCGGUGCUAUUGAGGCUGAAUUAUCUGGGAAGGAUCUCGCUAUCCAGACCCUCGAGGCAGAUAAGUCAACUUGGUCGGCGCAAAAUGAGAAGGCCAAAACAGCUACUGGUGCAGCCGGCGACAAUAAAGCUCUACUUCGAUUAGAGCGACAACGAGCUCUUGCCAUCAAAGAGGCAGAGUAUCUCCGGGCUCAACUCAAGACUUAUGACACGGAAGAUACAACCUUCCAAGCAGAGAAUGUCGACGAGGCCAAGCUUAAGCGGGUCCAGGAGCUUGAAGACAUGGUCGACCAAUACCGGCAAGAGGUCCAAACUCUCGACGGUGAGUUAGCCUCUAGGGAGAAAGCGGUCGCCCCAGUGCCAGAAACUAUAGGAAGCAAGCGGCCUCGCGAUGAGACUGAAGAGAACGAGCGACUUGGCCAACUAUCCCGCAAAAACCGCAAGCUCCAAGACGAACUUAGCACCUUCCAAACCAACACCAAAAUCCUCCAAAAAGAGCUCUCGGUAGCACAGGAGCGUCUCACAGCAGCCAACCAACAAAGCCAAACACGUAUUCUCUCCCUACGCUCCAACCCCACAUCCGAUGUAGAAGCCAUCAAAAUGAGCACCCUAAACGCCCUCCGCCAAGAAAAUGCCGAUCUCCUCACCCAACUCCAAACCUCCAGAGCUGUAACGAGCGUCCCAAUAUCCACCCUCGAAGCUUCCCGCCGCGACGUCCAAGACGCCGAAGCGCGGCUUGCCUCAGAAAAGAAGCGCAACGACCGUCUCAUGAAAGUCUGGGGCGCCAAAUCUGCUGAGUUCCGACAGCUCGUAAUCUCCCUUCUCGGCUGGGACGUAGUAUUCAUGCGCGAUGGCAAAACAAGAGUCACGAGCUAUUUCUACCCCAGCAAGGGAGAUGAAGAGAACAGCAUUGUUUUUGACGGGGAGAGGGGGACCAUGAAAAUCAGCGGCGGGCCGCAGAGUUCGUUUGCACUUAAAAUUUCGGACCAGAUUAAAUUCUGGGUUAAGGAGCGGGGAAGUAUCCCUUGCUUGCUGGCAGCGUUAACGUUGGAGUUUUAUGAGGAGGCUAAUAGGGAUGGGACGUUGAGAGUUGAUGUGUGA
Molecule: messenger RNA, 2286 nt
Organism: Venustampulla echinocandica
Lineage: Eukaryota; Fungi; Ascomycota; Leotiomycetes; Helotiales; Pleuroascaceae
Exons: 2
Coding region: 1-2286 (761 amino acids)
Biological process (GO): mitotic spindle assembly checkpoint signaling; attachment of mitotic spindle microtubules to kinetochore
Cellular component (GO): kinetochore; mitotic spindle; nuclear envelope
Source: RefSeq, a predicted model, not a curated record